UUUGUUAAAAUGAUUACCUACGUGGACCUUGACAAGAAGACAGUUGACUGGAAGAAAGACCUUUGGCCUGAAGAGAAUCCUUUUGAAGUUCUGGUAGAUAGAAAAGAUGAUGAGGAGAUAAGUUUGGCAAAUUACAGAUACAAAUCAACAAAAGGAGACCCAAAGGCUGUCAUAAUGCUCUUACAUGGAUACGGAUCUUGGACAGGAAAAUACGGAUAUUAUGCAAAGUACUUUGCUGAUCAGGGAUAUGAUGUUCUUGGCUAUGACUAUAGAGGAUUUGGAAAGACCGAAGGUCAAAGUGGACAUAUUGCAUCAUGGGAGCAACAUAUGUCUGAUGCAUGGACUUAUUUUGAUAUUGUGAAGGAGGAGUAUAAGGAGACUUCUAUCAUUGGAUGUGGAUAUUCUCUUGGAGGAGGUACUAGCUAUUGUAUGGCUAUUGAAAGACCAGAUGCCUUUAGAGCUUUGAUGCAGAUAGCUCCUUUUGCUGGCUAUCACAUUGGGAAGCAUCCAUACCAGGCUGCUGCCAAUACUAUAGCAAAAUUCUAUCCAGCCCUCUCAGUAUGUCCUCCUCUGAGGAAUCCAGUUCCGCAUAUGGUGCAUUACUAUGAUGACCCUUUACAAGUUGUUGCAGGUUCUACAGCAGCUUCCCUUGUCGCUCUAGACAUUUGUCAAAAGACAAUCCAAGCGAAUGUUGAUAAGCUUACAGUUGAUAUGCAUGUCACAAUUGGAGAUGAGGAAAAUGUUGUGAGUAGAGUAGAAUGCCAGAAGAUUACCAAAGAAGCUCCCGCUAUUGUAAAGGAGUAUUAUGAAUGGCCAGGAGUAAACCAUUAUAUUAUCAAUGACGGAAUUUAUAUGGAAGAUAUUAUUAGAAAUCAGCUCGAUUUCUUAGAAAGAAUUUUAAAAGAAUAAUAUAUGACGUGGAGAAAAUGAAAGAACGAAUGUAUUGUUUUCAAUCAUAU
This is a messenger RNA of Moneuplotes crassus, 959 nucleotides long. NCBI's taxonomy places the organism in Eukaryota, Ciliophora, Spirotrichea, Euplotida, Euplotidae. The record is from the annotation of a GenBank genome assembly.